AUAGUUCCGCUCCGUUGUCUACUAGCGUCACUUAUUUUCAAGAAAAGUUUUUAGACGGAAACCUUUGAUUGUGUUAAGAAAUUUUAAGCCCGAAAAGUGUUAAUCGAGUUCAAAUUUAUGAUAAUUUUCAUAUUUUUUUUUGAUUUUCAAGAAUACCAUAAGAAAUAUAUAACAAUUCCAUUACCAGAUGGCGAUUGAAACGAACAAACUUUUGCUGUCCACACAGCAGGAAAAACCUAAUCAUUAUACAUAUUUAAAGGAAUUUCGUGUGGAACAAUGCCAGUCCUUUUUGCAACAUAAAUGCAACCAGCACCGACCCUUUGUUUGCUUCAAUUGGCAUUUCCAAAAUCAAAGGCGCCGACGACCGAUAAGAAAGCGAGAUGGUACCUUUAACUAUAGUGCCGAUAAUUAUUGCACAAAAUAUGAUGAAACAACAGGCAUUUGCCCAGAUGGUGACGACUGUCCAUUUUUACAUCGCACAGCGGGCGACACAGAACGGCGUUAUCAUUUGCGUUAUUAUAAAACUUGCAUGUGUGUCCAUGACACCGAUAGUCGUGGUUAUUGCGUUAAAAACGGUCAUCAUUGUGCAUUUGCUCACGGGGCACAGGAUCAACGGCCACCGGUAUAUGAUAUAAAGGAGCUUGAAGCUCUACAAAAUGCAGAGUUAACAUUGGAUGGUGCCAAUGCCCAAAAUGCCCUGGACAAGGAACGUAAUCUUAUGAAUGAGGAUCCUAAAUGGCAGGAUACCAAUUAUGUGUUGGCCAAUUAUAAAACAGAGCCCUGCAAAAGGCCACCACGUUUAUGUCGUCAGGGCUAUGCAUGUCCACAGUAUCAUAAUAGCAAGGAUAAACGUCGUAGUCCACGCAAAGUCAAAUAUAGAUCCACACCAUGUCCGAAUGUUAAGCAUGGCGAAGAAUGGGGUGAGCCCAGCAAUUGCGAGGCUGGAGACAAUUGCCAGUAUUGUCACACUCGCACCGAACAACAAUUUCAUCCGGAAAUUUACAAGUCAACAAAAUGCAACGAUGUCCAGCAGGCUGGCUAUUGUCCUCGCAGUGUUUUUUGUGCAUUUGCACACGUAGAACCCUACAUUGUCACUGAGGAGAAGUCCCGCGAUAUAGAUGCAAUUACCACAAAUUUAGCUUUAAGUGAUUUAAUAUCAAAUGCUUUGCCCGAUAUCAAACCUAAGGAUGCAACAAACAACAAAACAGGAUUAAUGACAAUUGGCGAAAAUUUAUUGAAUAUUGAUGGUAAUGAUUCAGCCAAUAAUAUGUUGGUAAAUGCUUUGGAAAAAUCCGCUAAUCAGAGCAAAUAUUUAAACUUCUCAUUGCCAAUGGACAGAAUUUCAGCCUGUUCCAUUGAUGAGCAACGAGACAACUCUUUGUCUGCAAGUUUGGCCAAUAGCAGUCUGAUUACUAGAUCUUCGGCACCCAUUAACAUUCCAAAUUCGGCACUUAGUAAUUCAAUAAAUGAUUUCAAUUCGAGCGGUUUUGCUGUCAAUAUUCCCUACAGUCCAACCACUCACACUGCUAACAAUCUGUUUAAUGUCCAGGAUGCUUUUAAUUAUGGCGGCGGUUCCAGUACAAAUAAGCUAAGCAAUUCCUUAAGUGCUGCCAAUCAAAAUGAUUGCAGCAACAAUAUCUUCUUUUCCUCACACCUUAUAUCGCCCGGUUUUAAUGAUGGACUCUCGAUUAGCCCUUCAUUGAGAUUAUCGGAAUUGAAUACAAUGCCGGAUGAUUUGAAUAGUAGUUCGUUGGGCAAUAGUUUAACCACAAAUAAAAAUGCAUUUUCCUUGCAAUCGCUACAUAAUAAUGGUGAAGUAGGACGUGUGACAUUUGAAUUGAUGGCAAUCAAAUCACAAGCAUUGAAAUUAUCCAGUCGUGUUGAGGACCUACAACACAAGGAAAAUUUUAUUUUCUUACAGUUGGCAGUUACUCAGAAGGAGGCUUUGGAUUGGAAAGAGCGCUACGAUACAGCACAAAUACAGUUGAAUUUAUCAUCAGAAUUGAGAAAUUUGUCAAUACAAAAAUUAAAGCAAUUACAGUCCAAAUUGCGCACCGAUCUAGAGGAAGUCGAAAAGGUAUUAUAUUUGGAGAACGCCCGAAAAUGUAUGAAAUGUGAAGAGAAUAAUCGUACCGUAACAUUGGAGCCAUGUAAUCAUUUUAUUCUAUGUGACAUUUGUGCCACCUCGGUGACGGAGUGUCCAUAUUGCCAAGUUCCAGUAGUAACCACUCAUACCUAAAAGUAAGAAACCAGUGUGUACGUAUGUGUUUUUCUUUUUUUCUGUAAUUCUAAAAAGUAGCGGUGAUAAUAGUUAGACGACCAUGGAUAUAGGCAUGAUAAUAAAACAAAAACAAACAUACCGCUUUAUAAAAAAAAAACAAAAAUUGCGGCUGGUUACCGACAAAAAACAUCAUUUAUUAGGUACUCAAAUUUAAAUAACAAAAACAAAACGUGAAAAAAAUAUAAACAACAAAACAUGAUUUUUUUAUUUAGAAUUUUAUUUAUAUAACGGAAUGUUAAAUAAACUGGUAUUACAUUUAUAUAUAAACUUGCUAUAUAUGUGACUUGUAGGAAUUCUAUUUUUUACUAAAUGUUUUUAUUUUCAUUUUUAUCGAAUAAUAUUUUUUUAAUAUAUAUUAUAACAGUGAUAUAUAGGAUACAAACAACAAAUAUAACAACAAUAAAGUACUUUUGUAUUUUUUUAGUAUUUAUCAAAUUUAUGCAGCAAGAUGAUAAAAACAUCACUUGAUUUACACUGUGCUUUAAUGGCAAAUCAAAUAACUUUUAAUAACCAUUUUUUUUUGACGUAUUGAGAUUGUAAUAUCCCCAUUUGGAUUUGUGGUGGUUCAGAUCCUUUUAUGGAUUUUAUGGUAUUAUCUAAAUGCAUUUAAAUUUUCUUUCUUCAAAACCAAAGAACCAAUUUUGUAGCUCCCUAGGAAGAUUAAAAUAAGUGUGCAUAUCUGCAACACUUUAAUAUUUUAACUUGGAAUAAUUCUAAUAUUUGCGUGUGCAACACUUUAAUAUUUCAGUUUGGAAUAUUUCUAAUAUUUGAGAGCCUGACGAUAUAAAAGGACUUUAAGAGAGAAACACUAUUUCCAUAAAUAUUUCCCUUAAGGAAAAUUCUCUCUAUUCGGUAUCGAAAGCAUUUAUAUCGAAAUGUAGUAUUUACUCCAUGAUAUGGGAGUUUUUCUUUCGUAACAUUUCUGAUGCACUCAUAUUAGUUAUAGCUUCAAUGCUUGUUAGAAACUUUAAAACCCUACAGGAAUUCUCAAAAACAUUUCACAUAUACUGGAACAUUUUAAAUGAUGUUUAAAAAGAAUUAAAGAUUUUUGCCAAGUACUAAUGAAGCCAUAGAAUUCGACGGAAUGUGGGUCCACCAAACCAAAUGGGGUUUAAUGCUCAAAUGCAAAUGGUUUGCUGCACUCUAUGUCCUUAAAAUGUUUAACAGUGUUACCAGAAUU
This is a messenger RNA of Musca domestica (house fly), 3461 nucleotides long. RefSeq names its product RING finger protein unkempt (gene unk). The transcript is spliced from 10 exons. The record is from RefSeq and is a predicted model, not a curated record. Lineage: Eukaryota; Metazoa; Arthropoda; Insecta; Diptera; Muscidae. Bases 188 to 2239 code for a protein of 683 amino acids. Gene Ontology annotation, molecular function: metal ion binding.